UAGUUUAAGUGGACGUCUAUGGUUUUUUUGAAUUCAAGGAAAAGGAAUGUCGCAGGGCUCUAAGCAAUCUACUGGACUCCUGAAUGCUACAAGUAAAACGCAACAUGGGAACUUCCUAGUGGCUAUUAAGCAGGAGAAAGGCGAGGCCCCUCGGUUAAUUGGGGAGAAGCCCCAUGGCGAAGAAGAGCCGGUGAAAAAGCGGGGCUGGCCGAAAGGCAAGAAGAGGAAGAAAAUCCUUCCGAAUGGACCGAAGGCCCCCGUGACGGGCUACGUCCGCUUUCUGAACGAACGACGGGAGCAAAUUCGCAUGCAGCGCCCGGAUUUGCCCUUCCCUGAAAUCACAAAAAUGUUGGGAGCAGAGUGGAGUAAACUACAGCUCACAGAAAAACAGCGCUAUCUGGAUGAGGCUGAGCGGGAGAAGCAGCAGUACAUGAAGGAACUGAGGGAAUACCAGCAGUCAGAAGCUUACAAGCUGUGUGCUGAGAAGAUGCAAGAGAAGAAAAUCAAGAAAGAGGACGCUGGAACUGUGAACACAUUGCUAAAUGGAUACAAGACUGGAGAAAGUGGCAGUGAUGGCUUCUCAACAUUUGAUGUCCCUAUUUUUACAGAGGAAUUCUUAGACCAGAACAAAGCACGGGAAGCAGAGCUGCGGAGGCUGCGUAAGAUGAACACGGAGUUUGAGGAGCAGAAUACCAUCCUGCAGAAACACACGGAGAGCAUGAGCUGCGCCAAGGAGCGCUUAGAGCAGGAGCUUGCACUGGAGGAGAGGCAGACAGUGGCACUGCAGCAACAGCUCCAGACCGUGCGCCAAGCUCUGACAGCCAGUUUUGCCAGCCUUCCCAUUCCAGGCACAGGUGAAACUCCCACACUGAAAACACUUGAUUUCUACAUGGCAAAGCUUCACAGCACCAUUGAGAGCAAUCCCAUACAACACGAAAGGCUGGUUGUCAGAGUCAAGGAGAUUUUGUCCCGCGUUGCCAACGAGCAUUUGUAAGUAACUGGGAUGCUGGGCACAACUUGAAAACAUCUCAACUAGUUUGCCAGGUUGAUGGGACUACACUGCCAUACGCUCCUCCUGAUGCAGCUGCCUUUAUGUAGCAGAUCUUCUCCAGUGCCUCUUCUCUUCAAAGAGCCUUAAGUUGCCUUCUCUGCUCCUAAAAUAUGUAGAAAAACCUCUUUUCUUUCUGAGCUUUGUCCUCUCUUGGCUCUUUCUGAAGUUGCUGGCAGGACAGCAGAUGGUAGAAUGACAGAAAAUCAAUGAGACUUGUCCAUGAUUGCUGGAUUCUGGAACUCUGUUUUCUCCUCCAAAGUACAGAUUUCCAGGCUAAUUUUGCCACAAAAAUGAGUAUUGCAGUCACUGGGCUACGUGGCUGACUACUGUAGCUACUAACAGGUCACACAGGAAUAUCAAAAGCAGACCGAAGGAGGCCAAUAUUUGUAGGCAGAUAUCAGAAUGGUUAGAAGUAGAUCAAUAAGGAUUUUUGACUCCCAAUUAACAAUAGCAGCUACACAAUGCCGCCUCUAACUCUAAAUUAUACUACUGAGAUUAUGAAAGAUGGCGUUGUGUGAGAGGCCUUUAAAUGCUGAUCCUUGAUCCUUCUUUAAUUUUUAGCAUAUACCUGACUCCAAUUGGUGGACUGAGAAAAAGCAGAAUAGAUCCAAGUCUAAAAACUGUCCUUCCCUCUGAUAAGAGGUACAAAUGAGCAGAUAAUUUCAAUGAAUUCCAUUCCACUUGUGUUUUAAAAAUCAGAGCAAAACAUGCUAUUACUUACUAUUAAUAUAGUUUGUAUUGUCAUUUUAAUUAU
Molecule: messenger RNA, 1805 nt
Organism: Protobothrops mucrosquamatus (brown spotted pit viper)
Lineage: Eukaryota; Metazoa; Chordata; Lepidosauria; Squamata; Viperidae
Gene: HMG20B
Product: high mobility group 20B
Exons: 9
Coding region: 47-994 (315 amino acids)
Biological process (GO): regulation of gene expression
Cellular component (GO): nucleus
Source: RefSeq, a predicted model, not a curated record